AUGAAGAGCGUUGUUUUCCCCGAGUUCACCGUUCAGUGUCCACGGCGAGAUGGCGCAAAGUACAUGUCGCUCUCCGAUACAUUCUCUGGAGAGUUCGAGUUCCCUGUGCCUAUCACUGAUCGUACUCGAAACGAAUUUUUCGAACAUUACAAGUUGCAGGGAGCUUCACACUUUUUCGUCUAUGUGAUAAACGUGGAUGAGUACAGUAACAUCCUGUUGCAUGAUUAUGUUCGAACUGGUGAAGUAGAGCUUAUUUACUUGCACGACAGAUCCACAAGGACUGAUAAUUGGUGGCAUAUUGUUCAGAUUCAGGAUUGCCUGAUCCGCUCUCGUGGUUACUCAAGCUGGGUAGCAUUCGUUGAUCUGGAUGAAAGGUUAUUACCCACCGAAUAUACAGGAACGCUAAGUGACUACCUCAAGAAUUUGUCAAAUCCCAAAAUUGGAGCCCUUCAAUUCCGACAGCGAUGGAUCCUCAGGAAUGACACCUUACCAGAUAAAUACGUGGACAGAGAACAGGUGAGCGGAAUGGAUGCCGACGAAGAGAUAUCACAACACGUCACAUGUCGGUCCAGCAGGUCAUACGACCAAGUGUAUCGUUGA
Molecule: messenger RNA, 600 nt
Organism: Cooperia oncophora
Lineage: Eukaryota; Metazoa; Nematoda; Chromadorea; Rhabditida; Trichostrongylidae
Source: the annotation of a GenBank genome assembly